AAUCGGGAAGAGUACUUUCAAUGUGUGGAGGGGGUACUUGCAUUUUACAUAACACAUAACUGCUGUCCUCAUUAGAAGGGGGUUGCCCUUAAUCUUGCAUAAUAAUAAUAAUUCUUAUAUAUAUCUGCCCAUGGUGAUGCCCCCCCCUCGCACCCCCAGGGAUGAAGGAGCUAGCCGGGAUACAGACAGAUAGAUAGUUGGAACUCGUUUAUAUACAUUUGGGGUAACAAUCCUGCGUAGUUUAUAAAGUAAGAAGCAUUUCCAGCUGAUCCAUGACGCUUUUUUUUAACCUUCAUUAACCUUAAGAAGUGUUUCCUUAAACAUCGGAGACAUUCAAAUGAAAUAUCUCCAAAUUUCUGUAUACUUAAUUAGACACAAUUGGCUUGAAAAGUAACCUUAGCUGUCAGAGUUGCAUGAAAUAGAAAUCCUCAAUUAAAUUUAAAGUGACAAGAAAUCUAAUUAACAUGGACAGUAACAGUACAUGUAUGCGUUGCAUAAACCUCAGUGUUGUUUGGUGUUGGUAUUUUCCUAUCAUUUGGUGUUUGUUUGUGAUAACAUAUUCCAAACAUGUAAAACCAACCUCGCGAUUCAAUAAUUCAUUUGAACUGAAUGAAUUAUUAAAAUAUGCGCGUCAAUCAGCGGCUGUCGGAAAAAAGGAAAUACCGGGAGCGCGUCUCCUUCCAUCCAAUGGGACAACGAGAUCCCGCCCCCCCCGCCGAGCUUCGACCAAUCAGAGCGACGCUCCCUCCAUUUCCUGUUGUGCUCUCAGGAGUCAGACCGUUCCUCGGGACCAGGGAUGGGAAUUAAACCCAUGGAGCCGGAAUACGCAUGAAUGACUCCGCUCUUCGUCUCCAUGAGGUGUUGCUCGUGACCGAGCUGCGUCUCGCGGGUACCGGAGAUGGCGCGGAUCGGCGGCUGCACCUGAUGUCACGUCGCGCGUGUUGAUAUUCCCUUGACAACCGCGGAUCGGACACCUACAUCCAGGGGCCACCAUGCCCAUCACGCUGCUGUGGGCCGUGGAUGUGUACGGCAGGGUGUACAGCCUCUCCACAGCUGGCCAGCGGUGGGUGCGUGCAGAUGACACGCUGCUGGAGCUGAAGCGCGUCACAGCGGGGAAGGACCGCUGCUGGGGCAUCGGCUGCGACCACCACGUUUACCUCAACAUGAUGCCCAGCGAGACCUCCAUCCGCUACCGGGAGGAGACUUAUGAAAACCAGAGGUGGAACCCGGUCGACAGCUUCACUGACACACUGCUGCCCACCGACCGCUGGCCGUGGAGCGACGUGACCGGGAUGAAUCCUCAACCGCUCCACAGCUUUCAGCUGCCUUCCCGCAGCUGGGAUUGGGAGGGGGACUGGUACGUGGAUCAGAGCUGUGGAGAACCCAGCCAGACUGGGGGCUGGGAGUACGCAGUCGACUUCCCCGCCAACUUCUCCCCGGAUAAGAAGUGGAACUCUUGUGUCCGUCGCAGGCGGUGGAUCCGCUACAGGAGAUACACAGCACAAGGCACCUGGGCGAAGAUCCCCCUGGACAGUCCCAGGAAGCCGCUGCUGCCGCUCUGUGACAUAAGCUGCGGUGGCUGGCAGAUGAGCGACCAGUCUGGAAGGUAUCCCUACCUGUGGGGCGUGUCCCAACAAGGAGAGGUGUGGUUCAGGGAGGGGAUCCAUCCCCGGGUCCCGGAGGGUUCCGGCUGGGAGGAAGUGGAAGUGCUCAAGGAGGUGGCUCAGUUGUCGGCCGGCCCCGGGGACCUCCUGUGGGCGUUACUGUGGGAUGGGAACCUGCUGGUCCGUACUGGCCUCAGCCUGGACUGCCCCACUGGCACAUCGUGGGUGGAGCUGGAAUCACCGGGAAAGGAGAUCGAAGCGCUCCACGUGGCGGUUGGAGUUAGUGUGGUCUGGGUGGUCACUAAAGACUACAAGGUGUGGUUCAGGCGGGGCGUGAACUCCCACAACCCCUGCGGGUCCGGUUGGAUCAGCAUCGGAGGGGAGAUGAUGGUGGUGGACGUGGGACUCAAUGAGCAGGUGUGGGCGGUGGGCGAGGACCGAGGCCUGUAUUUCAGGAUGGGCGUCACGCCGUCCGAACCCAGCGGGAGCGGCUGGAUUCCUGUUUCCGCUCAAUGGGGGAAUAGCAAAGAGGUUAUCCCGCCCGGGAAGGAGUGUGAGUUGGGUGACCGGCGGGCGGAGGCCUCAAAAAGCUCCCUUCUGAGCUGCACCGACUCCGACUCCGAGUCGGGUCCUGCCGACGCGCAGAGCGCCACUAAAGACUUUCCAGUCCUCGAAGCAGCAGCCUCAUCGGUUGUCCCCCUGGGGGGAAACGACUCACCUCCUCCGAAGACCGGGGAUCCUCCCCCGGCCGUCCACCAGGACGCCCCCAGGCCGUUCAUCCCUGCGAGCGACAGCUUCAUCAACAGCCUGGUGUCGGACCGCGACAAGACCGCCGCUCCGCAAGUCCCCGUCACGGAGGCGCCGCGGGAGGGAGUCCAGGAGCUGUCCCCGGCGCCCAUCCUCCCGACCCCCGAGACCACAGGACACGACGUCCCCUGGAUGAACGUGGAUUUGGAGGCGCGAUGUGCGCAGGCGGCGGGGCUGUCGCCGGGCGCCGCGGGGACCCUGGAGACCUCCCGCGGCGUCGGGGAAGAGGACGCACCGGUGUGGAGCUGGAUCUCCGGUGGGGGCUGCGACGUGGACGCAAGUUCGCAGAUCAGCUGGCUAAGUCCCACAGGUCCUCUCAGCAGCUCCCUGUCCCUGACUCCCGUGCAGUCGGCGGCGUGGAGCGAACAGCCGCAGCAGCAGCAGCAGGAGAGCCGAGGGGAGAUCAGCAAGAAGCCGCUGGAGAGAAGCCACUCCGUGUGGGUGCGUAAAGGUGCGUUGCGCUGGUGGAGGGACUGGAAGCCUCAGCGCUGGGUGGACGUGGCCGUCGCUCUCGAGCAGUCCACCAAGUCCGACGGGAGGAAGGACAGCAUUUUCUUUGUCUACUACACGCAGUACGAUGAGAAAAAGUACCUUCAUGUGUUUAUACACGAAGUCACAGCGCUGGUGCCGGUGCUCAUGGACUGCCACUAUGCCUUUGCUGUCUACACCACGCAGAGGACCCAACAGAGGUGGCCCCUGGUUCUGGCAGCACAAACCCAAACGGACAUGAAGGAUUGGUUGAGCCUGUUGUCUGACUGUUGCUGUGAGUGUCGAGGGAUCGAUGGACCCCCGUCCAGACAGGCCCUGUGGUCCACCACCUCCACGGGAGAAAUCAUGGUCCACGAGCCGUCCUUCUCUCUGGAAGCCGCCGCGCACACCCUGGCCUGUGACCUCAUGUUCUGGCGGCAGGUCCCGGGUCACCUGCGCUGCGUAGAGUCUAACAGUCUGGGGCUGGUGUGGGGCAUCGGGUGGGACGGCACCGCCUGGGUCUACAGCGGGCGCUGUGGGCAACAGCCCAUCCCGGGAGAUGCAGCUGAGCGGCACCAGCAGAGCGACGUGCGGAGUGUCCAUGUGUACGAGAACCAGAGGUGGAACCCCAUGACAGGAUACACAGACAAAGGACUUCCAACUGACCGCCCGAUGUGGAGCGAUGAGGGCGGGCUGCAGGAACGCACCAGAGGGAACACGCACCCGCCCUCCCCGCAGUGGUCCUGGGCGUCCGAGUGGGCUGUGGACUACGACGUCCCCGGGGGGACGGACCAAGAAGGCUGGCAGUACGCGGCGGACUUCCCCACGACGUUUCAUGGCCACAAAGCCAUGAAAGACUUUGUCAGGCGCAGGCGAUGGACGAGGAAGUGUACGAUCACGUUGACGGGCCCGUGGCAACGGGUCCCGCCCAUCCGCCUGAGUGACAUCUCUCUGAUGCCCUGCCUGGCCCACAGCAGCAUGGAGCAGGUCCCCGUCUGGGCCCUCAGCGACAAGGGGGACGUCUUGUGCCGACUGGGCGUCACGCCCCAAAACGCCGCGGGCAGCUCCUGGCUGCACGUGGGCACGGACCAGCCCUUCAAGUCCAUCUCCAUCGGCGGCGCCAACCAGGUGUGGGCCAUCGCCAAGGACGGAGAGGUGUUCUACAGGGGCUCCGUGUCCCCGCAGAACCCCGCGGGAGAAUGCUGGUACCACAUCCCGUGCCCCCCCAGGCAGACUCUCAGGCAGCUGUCGGUGGGGAGGACCUCCGUCUUUGCUGUGGAUGACAACAGUAACUUGUGGUUCAGGCAGGGCCUCACCCCCAGCUACCCGCAGGGCUCCGCCUGGGAGCUCAUCUCUAACAACGUCACCAAGGUCUCCGUGGGACCGCUGGACCAGGUGUGGAUCAUAGCAGAGGGAGUCCCGGGCUUCCCGGCUGAGACUCCUGGAGCUGUCUGCCACAGGCUGGGGGUGGGACCCAUGCAGCCCAGGGGACAGUCCUGGGACUACGGCAUAGGGGGAGGAUGGGAGCACAUCAGCGUGAGGGGGAACUCUGCGGAGGCUCCUCGCGGCCCCCAUCCCGGCCCCGUCGGAGCCCCGCGCAGCCCGCUGCCCCCCGCGCAGGUGAACGGCAGCGCGGUGGGCGUGUAGCUGGAUCCACAUCCGGCUCCUCGGGCGCUUACUGCCCCUUCGUGUGAAGGGAACGCACAAUCACGACCCCGGAUCCCGUAGGUGUUGGGAUGGGAAAAGGGAGAACGAGAGCAUUUAAGGGAUCUUGUUGUGCGGUGAAAACGUAAAAGUUAGUGCACGUUUUUGGCUGUUGGGAUCCAGCAACAGCUUCUAUUUGUCCACACGGUAUCCUGUGAUAACCUGAGCGGGGGGGACUUUUCGAUAAAGGGCUAAGGCUACUGAACGAACUUGUCUGCAAACACACAAUCCCACCGUUGUCUAAAUGAGCUCAGUUACUAGAAGCUUGUUUUGUUUUGUGUUUGUUUUGGGCUGGUUACAUAUUUGUUCGUGCUUUUUGAUUUAUUUAUUAACUUAUGUGUUUAUUUUAUUUAUUUGCAAUGGCGUUUUUGGUUUUUGUUGACCAUAUUGCUACUUCAAACCUUCCCAAAUAUUUAAGGCUUUUUCAAAAAACAGCCUUCCCAAUGCAACAUUCCGUCUACAUUAAGACGCCCCUCCAUCCUGCUGCAGUAUGACAGUUCUUCCUGUGAGUAUCGUAUCCACCUACAUUACUGCGACUGUUGUCAUUUCAGCUCCGGAUGUCACCAAUGACAUUCAUCUUAAGGGCAUCGAAAUGUGAAAUAAAAGAAAUAUUGAUUUA
This is a messenger RNA of Gasterosteus aculeatus aculeatus (three-spined stickleback), 5202 nucleotides long. It is a transcript of the gene tecpr1b, whose product is annotated as tectonin beta-propeller repeat containing 1b. Gene Ontology annotation, cellular component: membrane. Lineage: Eukaryota; Metazoa; Chordata; Actinopteri; Perciformes; Gasterosteidae. The record is from RefSeq and is a predicted model, not a curated record.